Messenger RNA from Physeter macrocephalus (sperm whale), 2797 nucleotides. RefSeq names its product leucine rich repeat containing G protein-coupled receptor 5 (gene LGR5). The transcript is spliced from 18 exons. Bases 1 to 2724 code for a protein of 907 amino acids. The record is from RefSeq and is a predicted model, not a curated record. Gene Ontology annotation, molecular function: protein-hormone receptor activity; G protein-coupled peptide receptor activity; protein binding. Gene Ontology annotation, cellular component: plasma membrane. Gene Ontology annotation, biological process: hormone-mediated signaling pathway; activation of adenylate cyclase activity; positive regulation of canonical Wnt signaling pathway. Lineage: Eukaryota; Metazoa; Chordata; Mammalia; Artiodactyla; Physeteridae.
AUGGACACCUCCUCGGUCGGCUUGCUCCUGGCCUUGCCCGUCCUGCUCCAGCUGGCGGCCGGGGGCGGCUCGCCGAGGCCGGGCGCGCUGCUGCGGGGGUGCCCCGCGCACUGUCAGUGCGAGCCGGACGGCAGGAUGCUGCUCAGGGUGGACUGCUCCGACAUGGGGCUUUCGGAGCUGCCCUCCAACCUCAGUGUCUUCACCUCCUACCUAGACCUGAGUAUGAACAACAUCAGUCAGCUUCCCCCGAACCCUCUGCACGGUCUCCGCUUCCUGGAGGAGCUACGUCUUGCCGGAAACGCUUUGACAUACAUUCCCAGGGGAGCAUUUGCUGGCCUUUACAGUCUUAAAGUUCUUAUGCUGCAGAAUAAUCACCUAAGACAGGUACCCACAGAAGCUCUACAGAAUUUGCGAAGCCUUCAAUCACUGCGUCUGGAUGCCAACCACAUCAGCUCCGUGCCCCCCAGCUGUUUCAGUGGCCUGUAUUCCCUGAGGCACCUGUGGCUGGAUGACAACGCUCUGACAGAAAUCCCUGUCCAGGCUUUCAGAAGUUUAUCAGCACUGCAGGCCAUGACCUUGGCCCUGAACAAAAUACACCACAUACCAGACUACGCCUUUAGAAACCUCUCCAGCUUGGUGGUUCUGCAUCUCCAUAACAAUAGAAUCUAUUCCCUGGGAAAGAAAUGCUUUGAUGGGCUCCACAGCCUGGAGACUCUAGAUUUAAAUUAUAAUAAUCUUGAUGAAUUCCCCACUGCAAUCAGGACACUGUCCAACCUUAAAGAACUAGGAUUUCAUAGCAACAAUAUCAAAUCGAUACCUGAGAAAGCCUUUGUAGGCAACCCUUCUCUUAUUACAAUACAUUUCUAUGACAACCCUAUCCAGGUUGUUGGGAGAUCUGCUUUUCAACAUUUACCUGAACUAAGAACACUGACUUUGAAUGGUGCCUCACAAAUAACAGAAUUUCCUGAUUUAACUGGUACCGCGAGCCUGGAGAGUCUGACUUUAACUGGAGCACAGAUCUCAUCUCUUCCUCAAAGUGUCUGCGAUCAGUUACCGAAUCUCCAAGUGCUAGAUCUAUCUUAUAACCUGCUAGACGAUUUACCCAGUUUUUCAGUCUGCCAAAAGCUUCAGAAAAUAGACCUGCGACAUAAUGAAAUGUGUGAAAUUCGAGCCAACACCUUCCAGCAGUUGUUUAGCCUCCGCUCUCUGAAUUUAGCUUGGAACAAAAUUGCCAUUAUCCACCCCAAUGCAUUUUCCACUUUGCCAUCUCUAAGAAAGCUGGACCUAUCAUCCAACCGCCUGUCGUCUUUUCCUGUAACUGGGUUACAUGGUUUAACUCACUUAAAAUUAACAGGAAAUCAUGCCUUACAGAGCUUGAUAUCAUCUGAAAACUUUCCAGAACUCAAGGUUAUAGAAAUGCCUUAUGCAUAUCAGUGCUGUGCAUUUGGAGUAUGUGAAAAUGUCUAUAAAAUUUCUAAUCAAUGGAAUAAAGGCGACAACAGCAGUGCAGAUGACCUGCAUAAGAAAGAUGCUGGAAUGUUUCAAGUUCAAGAUGAGCGUGACCUUGAAGAUUUCCUGCUUGAUUUUGAGGAAGACCUGAAAGCCCUUCAUUCGGUGCAAUGCUCACCUUCCCCAGGCCCUUUCAAACUCUGCGAAUACCUGUUCGGUAGCUGGCUGAUCCGCAUUGGAGUGUGGACCAUAGCAGUUUUGGCGCUGACGUGUAAUGCCCUGGUGACCUCAACCGUGUUCAGAGCCCCUCUGUACAUUUCCUCCGUAAAACUGUUAAUUGGGUUAAUAGCCGUGGUGAACAUGCUCACGGGGGUCUCCAGUGCUGUGCUGGCCGGCGUGGAUGCCUUUACUUUUGGCAGCUUUGCGCAGCACGGUGCGUGGUGGGAGCAGGGGGUCGGCUGCCAGGUCGUCGGGUUUUUGUCCAUUUUUGCUUCGGAAUCCUCGGUUUUCCUGCUUACCCUGGCAGCCCUGGAGCGUGGGUUCUCUGUGAAAUGCUCUGCAAAAUUCGAAACGAAAGCUCCUUUUCCCAGUCUGAAAGCAAUCGUUGCGCUCUGCGCCCUGCUGGCCGUGACCAUCGCCGCGGUUCCCCUGCUGGGCGGCAGCGAGUACAGCGCCUCCCCGCUCUGCCUGCCGCUGCCCUUUGGGGAGCCUAGCGCCACAGGCUACAUGGUGGCCCUGGUCUUGCUCAAUUCCCUUUGCUUUCUCGUGAUGACCAUUGCCUACACCAAGCUCUACUGCAAUUUGGAAAAGGGAGACCUGGAGAAUAUUUGGGACUGUUCUAUGGUGAAGCACAUUGCUCUGUUGCUCUUCACCAACUGUAUCCUUUACUGCCCGGUGGCUUUCUUGUCCUUCUCCUCUUUACUGAACCUCACAUUCAUCAGCCCUGAAGUAAUUAAGUUUAUCCUUCUGGUGAUUGUCCCCCUUCCUGCAUGUCUCAAUCCCCUUCUCUACAUCCUUUUCAAUCCCCAUUUUAAGGAGGAUCUGGGGAGCCUGGGAAAGCAAACCCACUUCUGGACAAGAUCGAAACACACAAGCCUGACGUCUAUUAACUCUGAUGAUGUUGAGAAACAGUCCUGUGACUCAACCCAGGCCUUGGUAACCUUCACCAGUGCCAGCAGAGCCUAUGACCUGCCUUCCAAUUCUGGGUCACCACCAGCUUGUCCGAUGACCGAAAGCUGUCAUCUUUCAUCUGUGGCAUUUGUCCCAUGUCUCUAAUUAAUAUGUGAGAAAAAGUUUUCAAAAGUUGAAAACCCAAAAAUGUGAGGUUGAGUAUAUCAGAGCAGUAACU